Molecule: messenger RNA, 1122 nt
Organism: Rosa rugosa (rugosa rose)
Lineage: Eukaryota; Viridiplantae; Streptophyta; Magnoliopsida; Rosales; Rosaceae
Product: putative B3 domain-containing protein At5g35780
Exons: 1
Coding region: 1-1122 (373 amino acids)
Molecular function (GO): DNA binding
Source: RefSeq, a predicted model, not a curated record
AUGGCGCCGCUAGUGAGUAUGGAAGACUUCAUAGAAAAACAACUUCGACCUGGUUCAACCUUGAAUAUUUUGGGUCAGGUUGCUUUUGUUGCACGGGAGCAACUCAAGCAAAGGAGGAAGGAGAAAAGUAUUAAAGUCAAAACUCAGAUGGGUAGUAGUACUAGUAGUACCCCCAAGGUUAAAGAGCCCAAUUAUGUAGCUGAAACAUAUUCCAAAGAGACGGAUGCUGAUAUGAACAAAAGAAAGAGUCGAGAGGUCGACGAUGUUGAUCAUCAUGACAAGGGUUUUCAAUUGAAACAACGGAAGACAAUUUUUUUGCACGAGGAAUUUGGUACUACCUCCAAGACUAAAGAACCAAAUUCAUCAAUGGGUAAAGAAUUUGAGGCGGAUGCUUUAUACUCGGUUGGCACAAUAAGGAGAGACAGGUCUUUCCUUAGGACAAAUUAUAUAACGAGCUCUGAUUCAGGGUUUCAGGAAAAAAAUGGGUUGACAAAGAAGAAGAGUAUCGAUGGUGGUGAGGAUGGUAAAGCUUGGAGUUUGAAGCCCAAGCCGAAGAAUAUGAAGAUUAAGAAGGAAAAGGGGUUGGGAUUCAAGAGGCCUAAGGAGCAUAUGAGAGCACCAAGAUAUAGUACUGAUCCUAAUGACUUGCCUGAAGACUUGAAAAGGAAGAUUGGAACUUUGGAAGGUAUUGAAAGUUUUGAAAAGGCUAAGAUGACUAUGGUGAUAGAGAAGCGUCUGUUCGAGACUGAUCUGACUGAUAGCGCAAGCCGAUUGUCAAUGCCUCUGAAACAAAUCAAACCGGAGAGUUUCUUGGACGAGGAUGAGAUAAAGUUUCUUGCAUCUCAACAAGACUGGCCGGUUUCGGUUAUAAGUCCCGAACUUAAGGACGAAAAUCUAACUUUCAGGCAAUGGAAUAUGAAUAAGAAUAACGGCAACGUUAGCUCAAGUUAUGUGUUGAAAACAGGUUGGAACGAACUUCACAAGAAAAACGGUCUCCAAGUAAAUGAUGUAAUCCAAGUUUGGUCAUUUCGAGAUGUGGGAAACAACCUUCACUUUGCUCUUGUUCUGGUUGAGAAGGCAACAGAGGGCGGUUUAAGUAGUGGUGGUGAUCGGUGCAUGUAG